ACCGUCGCAACUUAGCAGCUCGGAGACGUAAAAAGGACAUUUGCCAGAGGGAAAAAUGUACCGAUUUUUAUCUCGGACUGUGUGGGCACCACGAAUCCCGUCUCUCUGCGUUUACGAGCCGUGCCCAGAUAAAUGUGAAACACUUUCCAGGGUCUUCAGUGGAGUUGGAGUAAACGCUCUCAGCACAAGUUCAUUCAGACUCUAUGAAAAGAAMGACCCGUCCAGUCAAGGUGAAACAAAAGGUAGCCAGACAAAGAUCAACCAUGAAGAGGAGCCGGCAGCUUUGAAGGUGGAUGAUGGAGGGACCUCACAUCAGGAGGCGGGCGAUAAAGCUGAACAGGUUUCGUCCAAGCCGAAACAAGUCAAGGCUGCUAAAAAUCAAAAGCAAAACCUCCUGGACCUUCUUCAAUCCAUUAAAGUUAAAGUCACCAGGAAAGAGAGGCCGAGAAGCUUGGAUUUGAAGAAAAUCUUUGAAUCAGCUAAACCGCAUCAAUCCAAGCAAGCAGUAAUGGAGAGGGACGUCAGUAURUUUCAGAAGGCGACAGCGGAGGUUUCAACAGAGAGUGAAACGCUGGAUCCUAAUCUGGUCGCAGCGGCAUCUGCUGCUGCCUCCACUCUUCCUAAGAGAAGGCAGGCAGCGUCRGAGCUGCUGAGGCAGCUGAGGGAGCGUAAAACCCUCACUGAGGCUCAGAGAAAAGGCGAUGCCAACAGCAUUAGAGAAGUUAUUGCUGACAUGAGAGUGAAGAAGAGGAAAAAUCUUCAGAACGCUUCGCCGACCCACCGGAUGACGUUUUACGAUGACGAAUUUGAGCGAGGAAAUGUCACCGGCGAGCUGGCCUACUUACGGACAAUUUCUAGGAGGGAAACUUUGUCAAAAAAGAGACUUGACAUUUUCUCCCCUGCUAACCAUGAAGACGUGGCUGAAUUAGCAGUUGCUAAACCAACGCUAUGGGACAUAGAAUUUGCCAAUGAAUUGUCUCAGGCGGUCGACCAGUCUCCUUCCAACCUGUUUGAGGAGAUGAUCCAGUGGACCAGAGAGGGGAAACUGUGGCAGUACCCCAUUAACAAUGAGAGCGGCCUCGAGGAGGAAGCCAGCGUCCCGUUCCAGGAGCACAUCUUCUUGGAGGAACACCUGAAGGAGGGUUUUCCUGAUAGUGGACCGGUUCGUCACUUCAUGGAGCUGGUGGUGGCGGGUCUGUCCAGGAAUCCCUACCUGAGCGUGCAGCAGAAGAAGGAGCACAUCGCCUGGUUCAGAGAUUACUUCCAUCAAAAGGAGGAGGUCCUCAAYGAUGCCAACAUAUACCUCAGCUAGACUCGAGACGGUUGAACGUGUUUAACAGAUUGUUUGACGUGGACACUCAAAAACAGGAUGGCUUUCUUCCAGUGGGACUUAUUCUCAUUAUCCUGUAGAAACAGAAUCACAGGUUUUUUUUUAUAACAAUCUGUAUUUGCAGUGAGGAUGUCCAGAAAAAAAGUGGACUGUUUACUGUUUUCAUUAGUUAAAURCUUCUAAAAACAGAUCAUCUGUCAGUGUGUUGUUAAAAUAAAAACACAUCAGUAGUUUCAUUAAACUCAAAGGRGAGUUUCACAUUAAA
Austrofundulus limnaeus is the source of this 1595-nucleotide messenger RNA. RefSeq names its product mitochondrial ribosomal protein S31 (gene mrps31). Gene Ontology annotation, cellular component: mitochondrial small ribosomal subunit. The record is from RefSeq and is a predicted model, not a curated record. Lineage: Eukaryota; Metazoa; Chordata; Actinopteri; Cyprinodontiformes; Rivulidae. Gene Ontology annotation, molecular function: structural constituent of ribosome. The transcript has 7 exons. Bases 56 to 1312 code for a protein of 418 amino acids.